Molecule: messenger RNA, 387 nt
Organism: Penicillium vulpinum
Lineage: Eukaryota; Fungi; Ascomycota; Eurotiomycetes; Eurotiales; Aspergillaceae
Exons: 1
Coding region: 1-387 (128 amino acids)
Source: RefSeq, a predicted model, not a curated record
AUGACGACGAGGGGGAUCGUUCUAGCCGGAAGACUGGGUCCUCGCGACGUGACCGCAGUCGGUCUAGUGGCCGCCAAUCUUCUAGCCGCUCCUCUCGAUAUGAUGACGAUGAUGAUAAAAGCAGACGCGACGACCGUUCCUAUCGUGAUCGAGACCACGAUCGGGAUCGCCGCCGAGACCGUGAUGAUGAUAAGGACGAUCGAAGGAGAGAUGGAGAUCGGGAACGGGACAGGGACCGCAGCCAUCGAUCUCGAGAUGACAGAUACAGCAGCUCGCGGCACUCGUCUCACUCCUCUCGGAGUGACCGAGAUCGUGAUCGUGAUCGUGACUCUCGUCGGAGUCGUCGCGAUGAUUAGAGGCCGGAUGUUUUGGUUAUGUUUUGGUUAG